Messenger RNA from Heterostelium album PN500, 2433 nucleotides. RefSeq names its product formin domain-containing protein (gene forI). Bases 1 to 2433 code for a protein of 810 amino acids. The record is from RefSeq and is a predicted model, not a curated record. The transcript is spliced from 4 exons. NCBI's taxonomy places the organism in Eukaryota, Evosea, Eumycetozoa, Acytosteliales, Acytosteliaceae.
AUGUUAUUUCUACCACCCAAUAAUGAUUUGUUAAGCAGAGUCGACUCUGGCCAGAGACGUUUAAGUAUUUCUCAGGGUUCAGUGUCGACAGCCACCUCAUCUGCAUUAUCACCCAUUCCAAUUCCAAAUAAUAAUAGUGCCAACAUCAUCAAUAAUAGUCAUAAUAAUAAUAAUGAACAAAAACAACAACAAAAGAUAUCAAAUAAAACAAUUACCAUUCCAACCAUUAUAGAUGCACCUCCACCUGAUUGGUCAUCAAAGUUCAGUUCACUCUUUUCAUUUGUAAAAAAGAAAUCAAACUAUGAGUUGGAAAUUGAUGCACUUAAAGAUUCCAUGAUUUUUAUUAGACCUAUCUCAGGAGAGGAAGGUAUACUUGUACAUAGAUUAGAUAAAUCAAAGAAAUAUAUACAUUCUCUUGCAGAGUUGGACAUUGGUUACAUUUACUUGACCGAAAGAGAUACACCAAUAAUCCGUCAGAAUCAGCACGAAGUUACUUUUGCCAAUAAAAUUAUAAUUCAAUGUAAAUCAUAUAAGAAGUUUUCAAUUAAAGGUAUCUUACAAAGUGAUGUCACUACAACCGCUCUAGAGGCAUUCACCAAGAGAAAGAUGACCCAAGGUAUGCUUUUCCUCGAGGAGGACGGACAGCUAUGCAGAAUCUUUUAUAGAAUAAGUGAUUUGGUUCUAAAUACAAUUUAUGCAAAUCACGAUGAUACCGUUAUGCUACAGAGAUUACCAAAUAAUGAAGUCAGAAGCAGAAUGAAGAUCGACUGGGAAUGGAAGAAUCCAACUGACCCAUCCCAACAAGCCAAUGAAAAUGACGAGAACAACAAGAAUGCAAUCAACUCUCUAGGCUCCGUGCUCGGAAGAUUCAAGAGCAGAAUGUCCAUCAAAAGCAAUCUCAAUCCAAACACUCCAAUUAUAAAUGCAAUCAAAGAGCAAUCAACAAGCGGUGCCACUCCAGUCAACAGCAAUGCCAGUAGCAGUUCCAAUGGAGCAGAGCCAAUCAGCAAUGAUAGCAAUCUCAGUGGUGGUGAUCAACCAUCCAAUAUUCCAGCACCACCUCCUCCACCAGCACCACCAGCACCACCACCACCUCCUCCACCUGGAACCAAGUCCGGUGCCGGUUUGAAGCUCAAAAAGCAAGUCAAGAAGGAGAAGAAGAUGAGACAGCUUCACUGGAAUGUCAUUCCAAAGGAGAAGCUAAAGGAGUCGUUCUGGGACAGUCUUUCACCAGUGAAAUCCAACGAUCGUGAUCAAAGUCUUGUUGAACAAUGGUUCAGCUUGUCACCACCACCAAAGCAACAAAUCACUCGUGAGAAAUCCGUAAAAACCCUUACAACCGUUAAUCUUCUUGACUUGCGUCGUGCCAACAAUGCUUGUAUCCUACUUUCCCAAUUCAAACUAUCGUUCAGCGAUAUCAAAGAAGCCAUCUUGACCUACGACGAGACUAAACUCUCGAUUGAACAGUUGAUUGCACUUGACGCAAUGCUUCCAAUCACCGACGAGGAAACCGCUCAGCUCUCUUCGUUCACCGGCGACAGAUCCACGCUUGGAUUGGCCGAACGUUUCUUCAUGGAGAUGAUGGGAAUCGACCGUUUGAAGCAGCGUAUCCAAACCUUUUUGUUCAAAGCAGAGGUCAUCCAGAUGAUGAGAGAGUUGACUGGCCAGUUCCAAAUACUCGCUGCCGCCAUCGAACAAGUCAAGUCGAGCAGUCGUUUCCGUCAGAUGCUCAAGGUCAUUCUACACGUCGGAUCUAUUCUCAACCGUGGUCAGACCUAUCUCCACGGAAAGGGUUUCCGUCUCGACAGUCUUGCCAAGCUUUCAGAGACGAAAUCGCGUGACGAGAAGCACACAGUCAUUGACUUUGUAGAGAGAUACGUACGUGACAACAAACCAGAGUUGCUCAACUUCUACGAAGAUCUCUCGUUGUUGGAGUCGUCGUCGAUCAACAUCUCAUUAGACACACUCAUCGACGACGUCGAGCAGAUCAACCUCAAGUUUAAGCAGGUCGACCAGGAGAUCAGCGGUGAGGGUGUCGAUCCCAACUACCGCGCUCUCAUGAAGCCAUUCUACGACACUCAAUACCAGGUGUACCAGCAACUACAGGAACUGUCUGCUUCCACCUUGAAGCAGUUCACUGAGUGUGUAACAUUCUUUGGUGAGGACAACACCAUUACCACCAAGGAUUUCUUUAGCAAUAUCUUUAACUUCUCACAGAGCUUCAAGAAGGUUGUUGCUCAACGCAAUCAACAAUUAGCAAGAGAAGAACAAAAAGAAAAAAAGAAACAACUCAAAGAGCAACAAGCCAAAGAAAAUGAGCUACAACAACAACAACAACAAGCACAACUACAAGAAGAUGAAAUUCUAUCAAAAGUAGAAGAGCUGACGAUAAACGAUAACGAAAGUGAAAAUGAUAACACCAUCAAUAAUUAA